This is a messenger RNA of Didymella exigua CBS 183.55, 1111 nucleotides long. RefSeq lists its product as uncharacterized. The transcript has 2 exons. The coding region runs from base 150 to 932 and encodes 260 amino acids. Lineage: Eukaryota; Fungi; Ascomycota; Dothideomycetes; Pleosporales; Didymellaceae. The record is from RefSeq and is a predicted model, not a curated record.
UGAACCCGUAGGCAGCAUGAGCGCCUUUCUGUCUUGCAUCUUUCUCGCCUACCUAUCCCUUAAGAGAGCCUCGCCAUAUCUAUUGUCGCUUGUACCUUCCCUGUAUCCUUCUAUCUCAUCUUCGUUCACCUGCGUGUCCAACAUCCGUGAUGGAUCUCAAGACUGGUCAACGAGUUGCGAUUUACCGGGGAGCCGACCUACCGAGCCAGUACACCUGGAGCCCUUAUGUCUCGAAGCUCGAGCUUCGUUGUCGUCUGUCAGGUCUCAAGUACAUCUGUGAGAUUGGCUUCCCCCCGUCCGGACCUAAAGGAAAGAUACCGUACGUGGAGGUGACCAUGCCUGGGCAUUCUUCAGUAUGGCUCUCGGAUUCGACCCUGAUUGCGAAAGACUUUGUGAACAAGGGCCUGCUGCAUAGUUUGAACGCAGACCUGGGUGCUUUGGAGAAGGGACACGACCUUGCAAUUCGAGCAUUGAUGGAAGACAAGCUCGCGUUUUACGACACGCAUGAGCGUUGGGUCAAGAACUACUAUGUCAUGCGAGACCAUGCCAUGGGCAAGCUGCCAUACCCAGCAAGGAUCAUCGCAGGAACUCUGGCGUACCGGGGCAUCGUCCAGCGACUUCAUGAACAAGGGACCGGUCGCUUUAGUGACGCAGAAAUCACUGCUUUCACUGAAGAGGUUUGGGAAUCCGUCAAUGGGUUGCUCGAAGCCAGUAUGGACAAGAAACAGAGCAAGGAAGAGUGUUUCUGGGUAUUGGGAGGGAACGAGCCAUCUGAAGCCGACACCACUGUCUUUGGCUUUGUUGUCGCCAACCUUGUUAGCGAUUCUGCGCCUUGGAGUAGGGAUCUUUUGAAGACGCGAUUUCCCAAUACGGUCGAGUAUGCAAGAAGGGUCCAUAAGAAGUACUUCCCAGAUUACCACAUGUGGAACUAGGGCUUCCACACCGAAGAGCUCGCACGCAGGUUGCUUUGAAACACCUCACGACUCCUUCACUUCUUGACUACUUGUAUCGUUACCUAUUCAUUUGAAGAUUCCACAACUGAUCAGGCAUCAUGCGAGUGCGAGGUACCAUCUAAUACUGGCUGAACACCCAGAAUCCAUGGUAGCCCCAC